Polyodon spathula (Mississippi paddlefish) is the source of this 1704-nucleotide messenger RNA. Its product is annotated as multiple coagulation factor deficiency protein 2 homolog. The coding region runs from base 111 to 569 and encodes 152 amino acids. The record is from RefSeq and is a predicted model, not a curated record. Gene Ontology annotation, molecular function: calcium ion binding. Lineage: Eukaryota; Metazoa; Chordata; Actinopteri; Acipenseriformes; Polyodontidae. The transcript has 4 exons.
UUCAGCUUGAGCCAAUCGGAAUGUAACGUCGUGUCCCAGGGUUGAAGGGCCGCACACAAAAACAAGUCUUGUAGGCGCUGUCAGUGUUGAAGACAGCGAUACCUGGGAUCAUGUUGCAGGAGGGUACAGUUCAUCGAUGCUGGAUACUGAGCUCCUUGCUUCUCAUCUCCUGGCUUUUGUCUGCCAGUGCUCAGGACCCUGCUCACCCAGAUGUGGAGGUCACAGAGGGGCAUCGGCCUAAUAUCAGGCUGGACAGGGAAAGGGUCCAGGAUAGAGAGCACAUUAUGGAGCAUUUAGACGGUGUUAUUGACAAGCCCGAGUCAGACAUGUCGCCCCAAGAGCUGCAGCUGCAUUACUUUAAAAUGCACGACUACGAUGGCAACGACCUGCUGGAUGGCUUGGAGCUGGCAACUGCUAUAACCCAUGUACACAGAGAGGAAGGAGGAGAAAAUAGCCAUCAAAUGAAUGAAGAGGAGCUUGUUGUUUUAAUAGAUGACGUGCUGAGAGAUGAUGACAAGAACAAUGAUGGAUAUAUUGAUUACGCAGAGUUUGCAAAGUCGUUGGCGUGAUGAAAAAACUGCAGAUGAAAUGAUUAAGAGUGUAGGUUAUGAAUCACACAUUGCCCUUUACAUAUUUCAAGCAGGCAACUGCUUCUAAGUCACCCAGGUAUACUACAAGUCAGCUUUCAAAUUUUCUAAAUGUCAAAAUCAAUAAAAUAUUUGAAAUAAAAAAAGCUCUUUUAGUCUGGAGCUGAGCAUUACAGUAUCGUGAUACAUUUACGGUUGGUUUCACAGAUCCUGAUUAGCACUAAUCUUGAAUUUCCUGAGGUAAGGUAAUACAAGAUUAGUGCUAGUCAGGGUCUGUGAAACCAGCCUUGAGUGUAUUUGAGGUUAUGACAAAGGCAGUUUUCUAACAGUAUUUGGGAUUCAGUCUCCAUAGCACUGUAUUGGUUUAACAAUUAGAGGUCCUUAUGAAUGGUGUGUUGGCACAUACUCCAUUAUAAUAGUAGACCAAUAUAUUAAUUAAAAAAACAGCAUAUUCCUCGUCUUGUUUUAGAUUAUAAAUAUGUUAGUCGGUUUUCAGACUUCUAGAUCUUAAAUGUUCUGCUGGUAUUUUACUCCAAGUUAAGAAUCAUUUUGUCAGAAGGACAAGGCAAAAUGAAGAAAAGGUCUUUUGCUGUUGAUGAAACUGGGGAAGGUUUGUUGAAACUGUUUGGGUGGAAAAUGAGAAUUGAAUAGGUGGCCCUAGUUGAGGUUUUCCUUUGGGAGGUCCCAUUCUCAGUUUAUCACUCCAGACUUGGUGGGGCUAGCACAUCUAGUAAAGGAAUUCCUUAGAGCAGCAUUAAUCAGAUGACCCUUCUCUCACACUUUCUCUUGUCCUUAAAAUCAAACAGGCACAUGGUUCAGAUGCACUAGUACACAUGGCUGUGUGUUUGACUACUGCCCCAGUUUUUAUAUGUGUUUGAUAAAGACAUAUUUACAAUUGAAACCAUUUAUAUACUUAAUUGUAAUUUAUUUUUUUAACAAUACACUGUGUUUGUAAAAAAAAUAACAUACUGGUAUUUUAAAAUGAUAAUUUGGUGAAUUUCAACCAGAAUGUCAAAUAAACCCUACGUACUUUGACUUUAUUCGCUACUGUGACACAUUUGUACAUCUAAUCAUUUAUGUAAUCGUAAAUAGAACAAAUAAACAUACUGUUCCUCUA